GUUCUGGUGCGGAGAGGACCAGACGAGCGGCGGAUCUGUUUACCACGCACUGGACGCGGCGGCGGUUGCUUUUUCUGGUGACACUCGGAGUGACGGUGAAAUUUGAAGCUAAUUUUUUUUCCAAAGGAAAAGGGCCAGGAGGAGAAGCGCCAUGGCGGAUAAUAUAGUUGUCCGUAUCCAGUCACCGCAUGGCAUGAAACGGAUUAAUGUGGGGAAACGAGAAACUGGAGCCCAAUUAUUGAAGAAGGUUGCAAAGGAAUUUGGCUGUUCCAACAAUGGCUUUUCUGUAUAUCUUAACAGAAAUAAAACGGGAGAAAUCUCCCCCACAAUGAAUAAAUCGCUGUCCUUGCUUAAAAUCAAACAUGGUGACUUGCUGUACCUUUUUCCAUCAAAUGAUGCUGGGACUUCUACUCAGGUCAUGGAGACUUUGUCUCAGGCUCAUGGAGGGCAACGGGUUUUAACCCCAUCUACAAUCAAUAUUGUGGAGGAUGAAAUUGACCAGUAUUUAAACAAGCAAGAUGGAAAGAUUUAUAGAAACAGGGACCAUCAACAGUGUCGGCAUGGUGCACUGGGUAAAUGUGUUCAUUGUGUACCAUUAGAGCCUUUUGAUGAAGACUAUCUCAAUCACUUGGACCCACCAGUUAAACACAUGUCAUUUCAUGCAUACAUCCGGAAACUGACUGGUGGUGCUGAUAAAGGCAAGUUUGUUGCUUUGGAGAAUAUAAGUUGCAAAAUCAAAUCUGGUUGUGAAGGGCAUCCUCCAUGGCCUGAUGGAAUUUGUACAAAGUGCCAACCAAGUGCCAUAACACUUAACAGACAGAAAUACAGGCAUGUGGAUAACAUCAUGUUUGAGAACCAUACCAUCGCUGACCGAUUCCUCAACUUUUGGCGUCAGACAGGGAACCAGCGGCUUGGAUUCCUUUAUGGUCGAUAUACUGAACACACGGACAUUCCUCUAGGUAUCCGAGCCGAGGUUGCUGCCAUUUAUGAACCCCCACAGAUUGGUACAGCAAACAGCCUAGAACUUCUGGAGGACCCCAAAGCUGAAGUUGUAGAGGAAAUUGCUUCUAAACUUGGAUUGAGGAAGGUUGGUUGGAUAUUCACAGACCUUCUAUCCGAGGACACAAGGAAAGGCACAGUCAAGUUCAUCAGGAAUAAAGAUGCACAUUUUCUAAGUGCAGAGGAGUGCAUCACAGCAGGAGAUUUCCAGAACAAACACCCCAAUGCUUGCCGACUAUCUCCUGAUGGUCAAUUUGGAUCCAAGUUUGUUACCGUCUUGGCAACAGGUGGCCCAGAUAAUCAGGUUCAUUUUGAAGGUUACCAGGUCUCCAAUCAGUGUAUGGCCUUAGUGGGUGAUGACUGCUUUCUGCCAUGUAGAGAUGCACCAGAACUGGGAUACGUAAAGGAGUCUUCCAGUGAACAGUAUGUUCCUGAUGUUUUCUAUAAGGACAUAGACAAGUUUGGCAAUGAAAUUACACAGUUGGCACGGCCAUUGCCAGUUGAGUACCUCAUCAUAGAUAUUCCCACGACUUUUCCAAAGGAUCCUGUUUACACUUUUGCUUCAUCUCCACAACCUUUCCCUGUUGUGAACAGAGAUGUUGUCGGAGAGACGCAGGAUUUUCACACCCUGGCCUCCUACUUGGCACAGAGUCAAUCAUCUGUUUUUCUUGAUGUCAUCUCAGAUUUCCACCUGCUUCUCUUUCUGGUUACCAAUGAUGUUAUGCCACUCAGGGAUAGUAUCAAUUUGCUGUUGGAAGCAGUGAAAACACGGAAUGAGGAACUUGCCCAGACCUGGAAGAGAUCAGAACAGUGGGCUACUAUUGAACAGCUCUGCAGUACAGUGGGUGUACAAGCGCCCAGUGCUUCUGAAUUUGAUGCAUUGGGAGGAUCCCAGCAGUCUACUCCCACGGCUAUGUGGUCCUGUAGACACUGCACCUUUAUGAACCAGCCAGGCACUGAUCAAUGUGAAAUGUGCAACCUCCCCAGAAUCUAACCAGCAGCAAAUAAAGCCUAAUCUUGCCCUACCAUUUGACCCUUUUCCAAUAUGGUAAGACAACAAGCUGGCUGCCAGGACACUUUGGAUCCAGCAAGGAAACUCUACAAGCGAAAUUGUACUUUUGAGAUCUGCCUGGACUUCAUUAAUAGAUAUUAAAAGGAAAUGAUUGCUAAAUACAA
Amblyraja radiata (thorny skate) is the source of this 2175-nucleotide messenger RNA. RefSeq names its product NPL4 homolog, ubiquitin recognition factor (gene nploc4). Gene Ontology annotation, biological process: ubiquitin-dependent protein catabolic process. The transcript has 17 exons. NCBI's taxonomy places the organism in Eukaryota, Metazoa, Chordata, Chondrichthyes, Rajiformes, Rajidae. Gene Ontology annotation, cellular component: nucleus. The record is from RefSeq and is a predicted model, not a curated record. The coding region runs from base 152 to 1993 and encodes 613 amino acids. Gene Ontology annotation, molecular function: ubiquitin protein ligase binding; ubiquitin binding.